Messenger RNA from Astrephomene gubernaculifera, 12266 nucleotides. The record is from the annotation of a GenBank genome assembly. NCBI's taxonomy places the organism in Eukaryota, Viridiplantae, Chlorophyta, Chlorophyceae, Chlamydomonadales, Astrephomenaceae.
GUCGACAACAGUGCACUUCAAGAUGAUGACUUCUACCACCUAAUUCACCAGAACGGAGUAGAGAGCGUAGGGUGACCGUAUAUGGCACCGUAAAUGGUUAUUUUGAAGAUAAAUUUACAAGUAAAUAGUUGCAAGAUGAAGUAGAUGAUAGUUCAACUCCCUCUCAGCAAGAGAGGAGCGGGAGCGGUUUCGCAGCAUGUCCAAGCUUCUACUCGUAUUUGGAUUGUUGCUCGCUCUUGCACUGUCAGCUCUUGCGAACCCAACAGAUGUCUGCAUUCGAGCUGUGUUUCCAAGGCUUAUCACGGAGUGUGAAUUACUUCCUAAGAACAGCUUACACACUGGCUCAAACUCGUCGGGUAUCAACUUGCGUAAUGCCGUGCAAGACAUCGUGGCCUGCUUUAGCGACCUUAACCAGAGCCUAUCAAUCCUCGCUCCCAACGUGUCUUCGACCUCUUUUGCGAGGGCACAGAUUGGUUAUCUACAGCAGCAGCGACAGCAGGCGACGAAUGCCACCCCGGCGCACGUUGACUUCACACUGACCGGCAUGGCCACAUGGGGCCGUACUCUGGCGCAGAUCGGUGGGGUGGCCCCAGGGUUUGUAGGACUGGCUGCGAAUGCGACAGUGGAUGAAACCUACGACGCAUGGCUGGUGGACCCCAUUGCGCUGGCUGACUUGUACGACAGCGGCCUGACACUGGAUCUCAGCCAUCUGGUGCUGGACGACUCGUACAGAGAGCAGAUCCAGUGGGUGGGCAUCCACCAGCUGCUGAGGGCUAGCGUGGUGGUGGCGGAGGGCUCGGUGGCGGCGCUGCCAUUUGGGGGCUUGGUGUACCAGAUGUACUACCGUAGGGACGUGCUCGCGGCUCACGGCCUGGACCCGCCCGCCACCUGGGAUGAGUUCCUGGCGGCGGCCCAGCGUGUCAACGGCACCGACAUGAACGAGGACGGACAGCCGGACUACGGGGUUUGCCUGCAGCGCGCGAGAUACUGCUGGAACAGCUUCAGCCUGGUGUCCAUUUGGUCCUCCUUCAUCCAGAGCGAGGGCACCCAGCAGGGCGCCUUCUUCGACCCCGCCACCAUGCAGCCCCUUGUCAAUAACAGCGCCAUGCGGGAGGCCUUGCGCAUCUACCGCGCCCUGCAAGACUACGGCCCGCCCGACGAAGUCUCCGCACCCUGCCAGGUUUUCAACGAGCACUUUGUGCGUGGGCGCUGCGCGCUGACGCUGAGCUGGGGGUACCAGUUCAAGGCAAACACGUUCCUGCCGUACUCGUAUGUACGGGACAGGGCGAGCGUGGCGCUGCUGCCUGGAAGCACCAGGGUCCUCAACCGCACCUCGGGCCAGCUGCAGCCCUGCUCCUCCACCCUCGUCUGCCCCUACGCACAGGAGACUCCCGCUGCUGGCAGCACCAGCAGCAGCAGCAGCUCCAACGGCAGUAGCAGCAGCAGCAGCACCCCUGCUGCAACCACCACCACCCGCCUCGUCAACCGCGCGCCCUACCUGGCGCUUGCCAGCGUCUCAGUCGCUGUGUCCACUCGCUCCAGCGCGCAGCAGCAGACGCACCUGCUGGACAUGUUUGCGUACCUGAGCUCGCGAAACGUGUCUUGGGACCUUGUGACCAGCAGCACGACAGAGCUGGGGCCGUACAGGUACGAGCAUUUCGAUACGGCCAAUCUGGAUCAGUGGGUGCGGCGCGGCUACCCCGGGGCCGCCGUGCGGGAGUUCUUGUCGGUCAUGAAGGCACAGUUGGACUCGCCAAACGUGCUGCUGGAGGUGCGCACACUGGACGCCUACGCCUACCGCCACCUGCUGGACACCUUUGCCACACAGCUGAGCGAGGCUGCUUCUGGAGCCAGUGGGGGCAGCAGCAGCGGGACAGGCGACCCGUCAGCAGCAGUGGACCGCCAGGUGCAAGCGGCACUGCAGGGCUUGGCGGAAGCGUUGAAUGAGGUGUAUGUGGGAGGCGGGGGCGGGAGCAUCAAUGCCACUCGUGCGGCCGCACGUCGGAGGUACUAUCUGUACAGCAUUGGCCUCACGUCUGAGUCUGAUUGGAUGCCUCCGCAACUGGACGACGGCAGCUCCACAGCUUCCUCUUCCUCCUCCUCCCGCCUCCGCACGGUCGUUCCGCUGGCUGUCGUGGUGCCGGUGCUGGUGGUGCUGUUUGUGACGGCGGGGGCGGCAGCGGUGUGGUUCAAUGCCGUACGGGAGAAGCGGCGUGAGGAGGCGCAGGCGCCCAAGGGCCCGCCGGGGCUGGGUGAGGACACGACGUUGAUGGUGUCGGAUGUGGAGGGCAGCACGGCGCUGUGGGAGGUGAUUAAGCCGGAGGUGAUGGACGUCGUGUUCAACCUGCACCACGACUGCAUGCGCCGUACGGCAGUUCGCUUCGGUGGCUACGAAUCGCAGACAGAAGGCGACUCCUUCAUCAUCGCCUUCCACUGCGCCGACAGCGCCGUACAGUUCGCCCUAGCGGUCCAACAAGCGCUCCUGGAUGAGCCAUGGCCACGGGAGCUGCUGGCGCAUGAAAAGUGCCGGCCCGUCUGGCUGGUGCGGACCGGCGCAGAGGUGCCGCUGGAUGUUCCCCUGGAGCCCACUGCGGUCGCACCGCCGCCACCGCCACCGCUGCCAGUCCAGCGGGCCAACGGCAACGGCUUCGAGCACUCCGGAGGCAGGCUGGCCGUGCCGCAUGGGACGGUGUCCUGCGAUGGCAGCCCGGGCGCUGCCACGCCGAGUGGCUCCCGGCUGGACCUACGGCGGCUUGUCGCGUGGCGCGGGAACAGCCGCUGGCGCGUGAAUAGUGUUGCGGAUAGUCUGGGGGACGGCGGCCAGACAAGGCGGCAGAGCGGUGCAGGCGACUUGGGGCCGGCUGCGGGAGGGCAGGAUGUGAGCGUGAGUGGAGGCGUUGCGGCGUUUGCGGAUGACAGAUCGGCCCAUGGGUCGGUGCAUGAAGAGGUCAUAGCGCCGGUCUUCUCAACAACUGGCAUGACGAUUGGGGCGUUGCCGGUGAGGUACAGCAGCGUCGCGGAUGCUUUGCGGGCAAUGUGGCGCGAGGUGAACGUCUCGGCACCUGACCCAUGGGCCCACAAUGGUGGCGGGAUGGGCCUGGGACGCUGGCAGAACGUCAAAACGGCGCUGCGGACGUCGAUGUCGUCGCGAAUCUCCGUAGCGACAGCAGCAGCGGCGUUAGCGUCAGCCAUGCCUGCAGCAGCCGCAGACGCUCCGCCGUCAUUCGUACGUUCACGGUCCCUACCUGCCAGAACACAGGACGCACGUGGCAGGCUCGGCACCACUUCUCCCAGGCUUACCUCCGUAGGCCACGGCCUUCUGGGCGGCGACGGCGCCGCCGCCGCGGCUGCCGUCAGCGACGUGGAAGACGACGCGGCGCAGCGCUGCUUCUCAGACAACGGGCAUGGGCAUGCGGUGGAGGAGGAGGCGCCACCGCAGCUGCCGUUGCCCGGUGCUUCGAGGUUCUGCAGCACCAGCUCAACGGCGGCGGCGGCGAUGCAAACCCAGAUCACUCAAGAGCGUGGUAGCGGGGGCAGCCUCGCUGCUAGCAACGCAGCAGCAGCUUUUGCGUCCGCUCAUCCGCGUUCGCUGGGACGGCGGCUGGCAGCGACGGUUACUGGUCUGGGUAUGGCGAGGAGUGCAAGCGGCCGAACGGAUCCAUCUGGCUUCGCGAUGUCACAGACGGCGACAACGCUGCAGACCUCCCGCUUCACGCCAUCGACGCCGCCCCUGCGGGCCAGUCUCAAGCACCUGCUGCUGAGGAGCACGCAGCAACAAAGCCAUCACCCUCGGCCCAUGUCGCAGCCCCAGCCACAUGUGGCCCCUCAGUCGCAGACGACCACACCCCAUCAGGGCCCUCCGCAGUACCACCUCCGGCACACUAGCGGCGGGCACCUCGCCCCGCCGUUCGGCUUGGAGCAUGCGGAGGAACGCGCAGCCGCGCCUCCGGAGCAGUGCACGCUUGUACGGCGAGGUCUCAUGGUCCGAAUAGGCUUGCAUUCGGGUGUACGGCACAUGACCGACCUUCAGUACAGCGAAGUGGCGGCGCGCUGGAAGUACAGCGGCGAGAUUCUGGCGGCCGCAAAGGCGGUCAGCGACGCUGCCAACGGCGGGGACGUGUUCAUCAGCGCUGCCUGCCUCUCUCGCCUCGGCCAUGACUUCCUGUCCAAGCGCUGUCGGCUGCUGUACCUAGGACGGCACGUGCUGCGAGGCGGCGACCCUGCCGCUGCGGCAGCGGCAGCUGCCGCCAGCCAUGACCCCCCGCAACCCGCACCCGGGGCCGUGGCGGAGCUGUACGCUGUGUAUAGUCCGAAGCUGCUGCCGCGGUUGGGGCUGUACAGGCCGCCUCGUACGGCACAGUCCCUAGGGAUGUCGGCGCUGGAGGCGCCGCUAGGGCGUGUGGCGUACGGCGUGGUGAUGUGUCACAACCUAGCUGAGAUGGCACUGCACCAUGAGUCGAUCCCGGCGUCAGUGGUUUCGGAGGCCAAAACCGCGCUGGGCUCCAUCACGGCAGACCAGCUGCUCGCCUGCCAUGGAGUCAUGGCUGCGCCUUCGCCGCAUUGUGGUGUGGGCGCUGUGGCGGGGGCCUUCAGGAACCCCUAUCACGCGGUCUUGUGGGCCCUGCAAUCGCAGGAGGACUUGUUGAGGCAUCCCUGGAGUCAGGAGAUGCUGUCGCAGGAGCAGUUUGAGGCUAUCGUGGUUCCAGAGGCCGCGGCGGACGCCCUCGUGUCCCCAAACACGGCUCCCACAUUGCGGCGCGGAGGGCCCUGGGGACAGGAGCUGGCGGAGGAGCAGCUGCGUGGUGCGCCAGGCGUGCCGCCGCCGCCGUACAGUGGUGGCGGCGCUGGCGGCGGCGGCAGCCGAGGCACUGGUGACGGCGACGCCAACAGCACUGCAACGGAUCCCGGCGGCGCCAGCGCGGUCCCGCCCCCGCUACCUGCCUGGGCCGCAGUCACCCAGGCGCAGACCAGGAGCGAGCGCUCGCUGCUGUCGUGCGAAGACGGGGUCACAGGCGCGGCGGGGGCGGGGGCAACGGCGGCACCCACCCAGGCUGCUGGGCUCAUGGUUUCCGACCCGUCCUCUAUCUGCGGCAGCAACUCCGUCCGGGGCCUCUCCUCCCUGCCGUCAUGGACCCGCUCCAGCGCUCCCGGAGGCGCCGCAACGGUGGCUGCGGCUCGCCUUGGACCUCCCCGCUCCGCAACCACCACCGCCGUUGUCGCAUGCUCGGCUUCCAUUGCUUCCCAGACAGGAGCGGCGGGAUUGGCGGCGGCGGCGGCCCCCUCAACGGGUUCGUCUUACAACCCGGUAGCAGCAACCAUGCCGCGAUGCGAGAGCACGAUUGAGAUCUGCACUACGGACGGCGAGCGGGAAUCUAUACCAGCUAGGCCCACUCCAUCUGGGUUGAGCGGUUGGUCUUCGUCCGUAAUGGCAGCAGCAGGCACCUCCAUCUACGGACCCAAUCCAUCGCCGACCUCGCCUCCUCAGCCGUCGCAUCCUCCUCCUCCGCCGCCGCCGCAGCUGCAAGCGCAUGCGUCAUGCGGAGCUGUAGCGCAGCAACAGUGGCCUGUCUCUGACGACAGCAACCCUAAAUGUCCGCCGGCACUGCCGCCAGCGCAGGCAGCGCAGGGGAGCGUGACCGUUACCGGCAUGGGGCCAGCGUCAGCCGCGGUUCCCGUCACGGGUGAGGUGGUGCUGUUCCGAGGACCGCGGAUCAAGGGAGUGAUCACGUUUGGAGCCCUCAAGGCAUCGCUUGACCCCCUGACGGGUCGUGUUCGCUACGAGGGCAAGGCGGUGUCGCAGGCGGUCAAGAUGAUGUCGUACGCGGCCAUCGGAAUGGUGGUCGCCUCGGUGGAGGCCGUGGAGGCUGGGCAUGUGGAGGACAGCGAGGCGGAAGGUACUCCUGGCGGAGGCGGAGGGGGAGGCGGCCGCGCCGCCGGGACAGUCCCCAGCGGCUGCACUCCGCGCCAGGUCAGCACUGCUACCGAGCCCCCUGAUGACAAACAGCGGCAAUGCAGCAUGACGUUGCGGCUCCCCGCUCCCGUACGGCCGGCAUCGCCGCCGCUGCCGCCGCAGCUGACAAUCAGCCGCACGGACUCCUUCCUCAACGACCCGGAGGGACCUUCCGCGGCGAUGGCAGCUGCCGCCAAGGCCGCCGCUGCCGCCCUGCUGAACCUUGCGCCCAGCGGCGGGAGCUUCGUGCAGGGGGGCUCAGCGUCCUCAUCCCGUCGCAGUAUUCCGCUUGAUUCGCUUUCGCGCCGGGAUUCAUUGGCGCAGUUGGCAGCAGCGCUUGGGGCACCGAACGGAGCGGGCCUCGCAAAUUCGGGGCCCCUCUCUCGCCGCCGGUCACCAGCGCGUGCACACAGGAAGAAGCGGACCUCCGAUGCCACCGACGCCGCGGACGCGCCCAGCGGGCCUCUUAUCAUGGCUGCGGAUGGCGCGGGCGGCUCGCGUUUCCCCUCGGGCUACAGCACCCCUGCUUCCGGUCCGAGUUACAGCUACACACAUAACCCGUUGUACGGCACAGGCGCCGGCAGCGGCGCUGCCUCACCGCUGCGACCAGACAGCCGCGCGCACUCGCGCACUGCGGUCCGGGCGCUGUCAAACCUGAACCCUGACAGUCGCCAGGGCUCCCGUACCAUGAUGCACCGCACGAGCGGCCUGUCGGUUCCGGCAGGGCCUGCGCAGUACCAGCCGCCACUGCCGCCAGCGCAGCUGCAACAGCUGCUGCGGCCGCUGGCAGCGGCGCGGCGCCGGCGGGCUUCCAAGGUCACGAGGGGCCCUUCCGCGCAUGCGCACAUGGAGCGCGACGCCAGCGGAACCAAUGGCGUUUGUUCCACGCCGACAUCACCCGUCGCAGCUGCAGCGGCGCCUGGGGAGCAUCAUGCGCGUGCCGCAGGCGCACUGCCCGAGGGCAGCCCGCUGUGGGUGGGCUCGCCGCCGUCAGGCGCCGUGGAUGCCUUUUUGCGAACAUCGCAUGGGCCGCCGCUUGCAACCUCGCGGCGGUCUAGGCGGUCGCAUGGCUCAGACGCAUCCUCGAUCUCAGAUGCCCCGCGUGACCCCUCGACACGUGCGUUGCGCAGCGCCGCCGCAGCCACUGCGGUGGCGACGGCAGAUCCGGCGAAGGAGGGCUCAAUUGGUAGCUCGGGUGAUUGCGGCAGCCCGCCGCUUACACCCAGGCGCCUGCCGGUGGGCCUCGAGGUAGCGCCCUUGAGGCGACGUCGCCGAGCCUCCCGGCGUCUGCAUGCACAUCCCGCAGCAGCCGCAGCACCCUUGCCGCUGGCAUCAUCUCCCCGCUCUCAAGGGCUGCGAUUGGGGCCGGAACCGCAACCACCCUCAGACUCGCUGACGGGUUCUGGGGCUGAGACGGGUCAUGAGCGUCAUGUGAGGCCGCCGGUGCCACGGCCAUCCGGACAGGUGGUUGCGGCGACAUUGGAGGAGACGGUAACAGCAGCCCAGCCGGCGGCGGAGGCAGAGUCAGCGGCAAUUGACGCGUGCGAUUGUUCCUUCCCAACCUCGUUGCCAAUGCCCCCAGCUCCAGCUAUCCCCCCGCAGCAACAGCAGCAGCUGCGCUCUGAGGCUGCUGCUCGUGUCAGUGGCAGCGGCGGCGGUUGUGACAGCGGGGGCAGCCUGGGUCGCGCCAACGGCGAGGAGCCGGCACCCGAGCCCAGGGGUCGUCGGUCGCAGGACCUGCCGCAAGGCGCGCUGCUACCCACAGUCGGCGAGGAUUGCUCGCUGAACCACACCUUGGGGGCCAUCGCACGCGGCCGCACCUCGUCGCUGCGCCGGAGCUCGGCGCUAGGCAGUGCGGGCAAGCGCUGCUCCUCGCUCCGUCGCGGCGAUGCACCCACAGGCGUUCCGCUGCUGAUCGCGGUGGGUCGAUCGUCCUCACUCCGAGUAAGCGACAGCUCCUCGCCCUUCCCGCUUGUGUCCUCUGCUCCACUCGACGCCCUGCGGCAGCAGCAGCAGCAGCAGCUACCGUCGCCGAUACUGAUGCUGCAGCAGCGAGACUCAGGACGGGUCUUUCCAUGCACGGGCCACACCACAACUUCAGGGCUGCGCAGCGCGGCAGUGCUGCCUAGCGUGCAGGUGCUGUCCCUGGAGCAUGGUUCAGGUCCCCACAUCCACUCUGCGCACCACCAUCAGCAGCACCCUCUGCACCACCACCACCACCUCCUACACCACCUUCAUUACAAUGGCUCCAACACGCACUCUGCUGGUGGUGACGCCGGCCAAGGCAGCAGCCUGGGCGGUACAACUGGAGGCGGGGCAUCUGGCGUCUGCUCCUCCUCCGCUGUAGUGCUGCGCUGCGCCAGCAUUGAGCCCGAACACCACUACUCCAGCAGCGGCCUGCCUGCUGCUGCUGCUGCCGGACCGGCGCCGCAGACACCGACCCAUGGGUCCGCGCCGCAGGUUCCAUGGCCCGGUUCGUCCUCCUCGCGGAGCCCAAUGGCGCCGCCGCAGCAACGGUCCGAGUUUGCUGCGGCGGCGGCGCUGGCCAGCCCGUCCUGCCAGCGGCCCAGCCCCGGCCACUGGGCUCAGUGGCCUGCUGCAACGACCUCCGCGUCCUUCCUGAACGCGGGUGCCAGGAUUGGCAGCGGCUGCGGCAUGAACGGGGCCGCGCUGACUACCGCGCCCGCGGCUAUCAACAUUGCCAAUGCCAGCAGCGCCUUUGGGAGCAACGGCGGCGCUGGUGGCGGCGUCGGAGCUGCUGUGUGUUUGGAGGCGGGUGCCCCUCCCACAGUGGCGCUGCGCAAGACACUGGAUGUGGGGUUGGACCAGGUGGUGAUGCUGCCGGUGGCGCUGAAGAAGAGGGGCAGCUCGCAGCCGCUGGUGGUCUACCUGUGCAGGUUUGCCAGCAGUGCUAGGAUGUGCGAGAUGCAGCAGCGUCUUGUCACCAUGGGCCAUGGCGACACAACCGCAGCAGCGGCCGCAGCCGUCACUGCCGCAGCCGCGGCUGCUGCUACCAUUGCUUCCGGCAACGCAUCACUAACAACAGCAGCAGCCACCGAAGCUUCCUUCGCCGCCGUCGCGUCUUCCAUGACCAUGGAAGCCACGCCUGCCGGGAUCGUUUCCCCUCUGCCGUACAACAAACUCAGCGAUGGCCCCGGCACCAGCGGCUUGGCACCGGCACCUGCAGUCGCAGCUGCAGCCGGCACCAGCGGCGGUGCUGCCGCCGGUAGCCACAUGCUAGAGAAGCUUGAUUGGAAGCAUGUGGCAGGGCUGUUCAGCGGCACAGUACGGCAUGCCAGCCAUGACUCUGCGGCGGCAGCGGCAGCCGGUUCGCAUCCGCAGCCGCCGGGGGCUGCUGCGCACCUCCUUCCCCUGCAUGUGCCCGGCCAGGCGGUCCGCCGCGCCAGCCUCACGGGCUUCAUCGGCGGCCGCGGAGCGCACGACAUGCUGUCCCGCCGCAGCAUGAACCUGACGAGUCGUGCUGGCUGCUGCGAUAACAACAUGACGCAUGCGCAGCUCGCGUCACCGUCCGUAAUCCCACACUUGGGGCCGUUGCCGCCGUUAGGGGGCAACGUCGUUUCGGGUGGGAGUGUUGCGAUUAGCGCUCGGAGUGCGAGCCGCGGCGCCGGGCUGACUGGUGGCGGCGGCGGCGGCGGCAGUUUCAUGCGGCGCCUCCGUCGAGCCAGUGUGGAUAUCACCUCGCCCAAGCGGCGGCAAGGUCUCGUAGUCAGCGCCCUGGGGCAUGCACUGUAUGGCGGCGUUGCAUUACCGCAGGGGGAGGUUCGAACGAUGAACGUGAAGCGGGUGCAACGCGCCACCUGCGUCAGCGGCCCCGCGCAGCACCUCCUCGCAGCGCUGCCGCCGCCACAGCAAGCAGCGGCCGCAGCAGCCGCAGCAGCCGCAGCGAACGCCAGCACCGCAGGCAGCACCGCAGGCAGUACCGCCACCCACGCCGCCGCUGCUUCAGCCACAUUGCCGUACAUCAACAGCUUGUACAGCACCGGACAUCACACCACGUACGGAGUUGGCACCCAUGGCCCAACGCCCAGCAUGCCCCUGCCCAGGCAGCCGCUGCCAUCAGCCCCUCCCACGCAUGGCUACGCCGCCACAACUGGCAGUGCCGGCUUCGCCAGGCCAUCCACGGCUGGCGCAUCCUUGCUACAGAGCGUGAUGCGACACCUUGGACCCCAUCCCGUAAUGGUGUCAAACCCGCUGGCAGACAGAUCGGCCGUUAGCUGCGAGGAUGGUGACGGUUGUGGCACCAACGGCAUUACGCUGACGCAACGAGCAGUCUCGGCAUCACAAGCUGAGGCUGCCGUGGUGGCGGCGGUGGUGGCGGCUGCCGGCGGCAGCAACGGCAGCUACGAGGAGUCGACCGGCGCUGCAGCAGCAGCCGCCGCGGCGGCGGCGGCGCCGACGUCGUACGAGAACCCUAGCGCCACUCCCAGCAUCACCUUGUCGGUCAUCGCCGGCGGUGGUGGAGGCGGUGGUGGAGGCGGUAACACCGCAGCGGCUGCCCCCGCAUUCGGUCCUGGUGUGUUUCUGCAUUCCACAUCGACAUCCUCCCAGCAACUUAUUAUCGUGGGCGCUGCAAACAACAGCAACGGCGGUCAGGAGGGCGCUGCGGGCGGUGGUAGUGGCAGCAUCGGGAGCUUGUGGGAGUUCUCCGGGCUGCAGGCGGCGUUUCGCGCGACCGGUGGCGGUCGUACCACGCCGCAACGCAGCCGACUGAUGACGCCCACGGAGGAGGGGCAUGAGACCGAUGGAGAGGGUGGCUGUGAAUGAGUGGGACAGGCUGGAUGAGGGCGAUAGGUAAUGAGAGAUGUGUGGGAGUUAGGGGGCCGUUGCGGGAGGGUCAUUUCGCGGGGUCGGUGCGAUAGGGGUUCUCUAAGGAAAAUGGUCGUACUUUACACUGCGUUUGGGUGGCAGGUAGAUUGCCUCUUAAGACGCAUGCCAAUGUUGGGUGAAGUAUGUUGCUUACUUACAGGGGGUUUACGUACGAUGUCUUGCGGUCCAGCGGGCUGAGGCCCUGCCGUUGCAAAGGGGCCCUGGGUUGUGCGUGGUGAGCUUUUGCUGUUGCCGUGAAGUGCAGUUGCAGUUGCUGUUGCUGUUGCUUGUCUUCCUUGCUGUUGACUGCUGCUGCUGCUGUUGCACAUUUGUUUUCAUCUGAGACGAUGACGAAGGAGGCUGAAUGCUACCCACGUUCCUGUGCAUGCAUUUCCUGACUAAUUUUCCCUUUCAUGAAUGCGGGCCGGUACAGCCCGAAAAACGGGCGAAUUUUGCAAGAGGAUUUCCUCCCCCGAAUGCGCUUGGUUGUACCGUUGGUCAGUGAAGAGAAAGCAACGUGUAUCCUAUGUAUGCAGCAGGUGCGAACAAGGUGUAUGUUGUGAACAAGUGUGGCGUUGCAAGCGCGGUGCUUUCGUGAAAAUGAACAUGCGUAAGAUUGAGCAUAGGACUUUGCAUGUGAGGGUCACGGUACAGGUAGCCAUGACUUGGGUCCUAAGCGAUGGGGUGCGGCCAUGCGCCUGCGGGUUGUUCUCUUGACAUGUGGGGGGUGACUCUACGUGCUGCAAUGCUUUUGAGGUGGUUGGUUGGCGGGGUCAAAAAUGCUGUCCUUGCGUUGGCUAGAUACUGGAGAGCUGAUGGUUCAUUGGGGGUUAACAGUACUGUGGACUUGUCGUGUUCUGAACGUUUUUUGAGACCCUGUGUACCCCGGCGGACCGAUGCCCUGGGAAUGCCCAGUGACCGCAUGCGACUGUGUUGCUCCUGCAGUGGUAACUGACGUUGGUCGUGUACUUACUGUGCAGACAUUAGUUUUAUUGGGGAUCGAGCUGAAUGCUAGUCGCACAGGGGAGUCAGCAUUGAGCUGGCCCCUUAAGAGGUAUGUUCCGACAUGUUUCACUACGGUGAUAAAUUGUGAAAUCUCUGGCCGUACAACGGCCAUCUGCACAUAUACCAUACAAGGGGAAGAUGCGUGUGAAGGUGAUUCUACUAAACUUUGUGUUUCUCCUGUUGCAGCUCGUCCAAAUACUUUUGUCGCAUACAAUUGGCGCAUACAAUUGGAGGGGGGCCGGUGGUGAGGACCAAGGGCGCACCUUGUACCCAUUCGCCGCACUCGCGUGCAGGGUGUUUCCGGUUUUACGAUUCAGGGCACGCCGCCUCGACGCCUACCUGUAGCAUCAUGUGUACUGAUGUCCUGUCUUGUAGGCCCCGUGCGUGCCAGGAUAUGGCUGAUUCUGAGGCUUGCGACCAUAGCCUUGCGGGGAGGUGCAUGACGGCUCUGGCCGUUCUUGUUAGUGUAACACCGGUACCGUAC